GAGGAGUACAUUUACAUGAACAAAGUGACAGUCAACAGGCAGAAUGCUGAGUCUCAGGACAAAGUGCCUGAGGAGCAGGGCCCACUGAGCAAUGGGGGACCUGGCCAGCACACCUUGGCCCCUCAGAAGAGCCUUCCAGACCUCCCUCCACCCAAGACAAUUCCAGAACGGAAACAGCCUGCCGUCCCAAAGAUCGAGUCUCCAGAGGGUUACUAUGAAGAGGCCGAGCCAUACGACACGUCUGUCAAUGGCCAUUCUGGCAGAUCUCUCCCUCCUGGAGUCCCCAGAUGGGUGCAGGUGCCCGAAGGAGUCAUUUACGCCACGAUCACCUUGGAGGACGGUGAGGCCGUGAGCAGCUCCUACGAGUCCUACGAUGAAGAGGAGACCAAGGGCAAGGCCGCACUCUACCAGUGGCCCUCCCCGGAGGCCAGCAUCGAGCUGAUGCGGGACGCCCGCAUCUGCGCCUUCCUGUGGCGCAAGAAGUGGCUGGGCCAGUGGGCCAAGCAGCUCUGCGUGAUAAGGGACACCAGGCUCCUGUGCUACAAAUCCUCCAAGGACCACAGCCCUCAGCUAGACGUGAACUUGCUGGGCAGCAGCGUCAUUCACAAGGAGAAGCAAGUGCGGAAGAAGGAGCACAAGCUGAAGAUCAUGCCCAUGAACGCCGACGUGAUUGUGCUGGGCCUGCAGAGCAAGGACCAGGCCGAGCAGUGGCUCCGGGUCAUCCAGGAGGUGAGCGGCCUGCCUUCCGAAGGAGCCUCCGAGGGAAACCAGUACAUCCCAGAUGCCCAGCGCCUGUGCUGUCAGCGGCCAGAUAUAGCUGAAAAGUACCUGUCUGCUCCAGAGUACGGAAGCUCCACAGACAGCCACCCUGAGGUCCCAGAGACCAAAGAUGUCAAAAAGAAAUGCUCUGCUGGCCUCAAACUGAGCAACCUAAUGAACCUGGGCAGGAAGAAAUCCACCUCGCUGGAGCCCCCAGAGAGGUCCCUGGAGACAUCUAGUUACCUGAAUGUUCUGGUGAACAGCCAGUGGAAGUCACGCUGGUGCUCCGUCAGGGACAGCCACCUGCACUUCUACCAGGACCGGAACCGCAGCAAGGUGGCCCAGCAGCCCCUCAGCCUGGUGGGCUGUGAGGUGGUCCCAGAUCCCAGCCCCGACCAUCUAUACUCCUUCCGCAUCCUCCACGGAGGGGAGGAGCUGGCCAAGCUCGAGGCCAAGUCUUCCGAGGAGAUGGGCCACUGGCUAGGCCUCCUGCUGUCCGAGUCAGGCUCCAAGACAGACCCGGAAGACUUUACCUACGACUACGUGGACGCCGAGAGAGUCUCCUGUAUCGUGAGCGCGGCCAAAACCUCUCUCCUACUGAUGCAGAGAAAGUUCUCAGAGCCCAACACUUACAUCGACGGGCUGCCCAGCCAGGACCGCCAGGAGGAGCUGUAUGACGACGUGGAGAUGUCAGAGCUGACGGCCGCGGUGGAACCCGCGGAGGAAGCCCCCCCUGCCGUAGAUGCACCCUCUGAGAGUGAGCUUGACCGGGUGUACCUGGACCUCACGCCAGUCAAGUCCUUCCUGUACAGCUCCGGCGGAGCCCAGGCUCAGACCUUCUUCCCCCCGUCUCCACCCUUCGAUGAUCCAGCUGAGGCCCUCCCUGCAGACCCAGGUCCGGCCCCAGAUGAGCCCUGCACCAAGUCUGCAGAGAACCCAGAGCAGCAGCUGGAGAGCCGGGAGCCCGAGGAGCCUUCCCUGAGAAUCACCACAGUCAAAUUCCAGCCUGAGCAGCAGAGAAUCUCCUUCCCACCAAACUGCCCCGAUACUGUGGCUGUCACCCCAGCUAGCGCCAGCCCACCUGUGAAGGACAGGUUGCGAGUGACCAGUGCAGAAAUCAAACUUGGCAAGAAUCGGACAGAGGCUGAGGUGAAGCGGUACACAGAGGAGAAAGACAGACUCGAGAAGAAGAAGGAAGAGAUCCGGGGGCACCUGGCUCAGCUCCGGAAAGAGAAACGGGAGCUGAAAGAGACCCUGUUAAAGUGUGCAGACAAGGGAGUCCUGGCCAGCUUGGAACAGAAGCUGAAGGAAAUUGACGAGGAGUGUCGGAUAGAGGAGAGCAGGCGUGUGGACCUAGAGCUCAACAUCAUGGAGGUGAAGGACAACCUGAAGAAGGCUGAGGCUGGGCCCGUGACACUGGGCACCACUGUAGACACUACCCACCUGGACAACAUGAGCCCUCGUCCCAAAGCCGCCGCCGCCUCCACCUCCCCCCCAGACUGCACCCCAGUCAACUCUGCAACCGCCCUCAAGAACAGGCCUCUUUCUGUCAUGGUCACAGGCAAGGGCACCGUCCUCCAGAAAGCCAAGGAAUGGGAGAAGAAAGGAGCAAGUUAG
Messenger RNA from Marmota flaviventris (yellow-bellied marmot), 2376 nucleotides. NCBI's taxonomy places the organism in Eukaryota, Metazoa, Chordata, Mammalia, Rodentia, Sciuridae. The record is from RefSeq and is a predicted model, not a curated record.